Hibiscus syriacus is the source of this 777-nucleotide messenger RNA. Its product is annotated as mavicyanin-like. The transcript has 2 exons. The record is from RefSeq and is a predicted model, not a curated record. The coding region runs from base 93 to 644 and encodes 183 amino acids. Gene Ontology annotation, molecular function: electron transfer activity. Gene Ontology annotation, cellular component: plasma membrane. NCBI's taxonomy places the organism in Eukaryota, Viridiplantae, Streptophyta, Magnoliopsida, Malvales, Malvaceae.
AUCUUUCCAGGCGAACAAAAACUCCUUAUUUAGUUAUUUAUAGCGGCCACGCCCCGAGGUUUUCUUUCAUAAAUCAACAACUGUCAUUGAGGAUGGCUGCUACCAAGAGAACCGUGGGUUUCGUUUUGAUGCUGGCUUUCGUCGGUGUCUCUCUCGGUGCGGUUCACAGAGUGGGUGACUCCACUGGAUGGACGAGUCUCGGCAAUAUUGACUACCUCAAAUGGGCUUCCUCCAAGUCUUUUCACGUCGGCGACUCUCUUCUUUUCGCCUACAACCCACAGUUCCACAACGUGAUGCAAGUGACCCACAACGAUUACAAGUCAUGCAACGGAACAUCGGCCAUCGCCUCCUACACCUCCGGAUCUGACUCCGUGACCCUCAAAAGACCCGGCCAUUUUUAUUUCCUUUGCGGCGUCCCAGGACACUGUCAAGCCGGCCAGAAAGUCGAUGUGUUGGUUAAACCGUCAUCCAAAGGCCCAGCCGCAAGUCCUAGCCCUUCUACAUUGGGUUCGUCUCCUGCAAACUCACCAUCAGAAAUGGUGAGUGCACCUGGCCCUGCACAGAGCAGUGCCCUGUCUCUCGUCUCCUCCGGGGUUUUGGACCUCAUCGCAGUUUGUAUCGUUGCUUUUGCCUUCAACUUCUAGGCUUGCGGUGCUUAUGAAUUUGUGUUUAGAGCUUGGACUACAUCGGAGCAGCGUAUCAUGUUUAGGUCAUAUAGUACGAUUGUAUUAAUUAGGCUUUGUUGAUUUACCGGAUGAAAUUUAUGUUUAAAAUUAA